CUAAGUAUCGCGAUAUUACCGGUCAGUCCUUCCACCAUGGCAGGCAGUAGAUUGGUGCUAGAAGGAAGAGUUAGUAUAAAGACAUUUAUUUUAGGGCUCAGCGUGAUUGUAAUCCCAUUGAUCAGAACGUGGUUUGGACAUUUCGACUGGGUCUUUGAUUAUCUGACGGAAACCUCUGGGAAAAUAGUGAUUUGUAUCCACGUUGCAGUUAUUAACGGCCUAUUGCUCAUCGUAUACAAGGGACCGCUGUACAAGGUGGCCGUGAGGGCCUGUUUCCUGGGGGUCACUUUCGGCUGUGGCUUAAUCAUAAGCUUCUCUGAAACGACCUGGACACAUUUUGGCUGGUACAUGUGCUCCCUGUCCUUCUUCCAUUACUCCGAGUACCUGGUGACGGCCGUCAUCAACCCGCGCAGCCUGUCGCUGGACUCCUUCCUGCUCAACCACAGCACCGAGUACACGCUGGCGGCCGUCUCCUCGUGGGUGGAGUUCACCAUCGAGAAGCUGACCGUUCCAGAGCUCAAGCAGCUGAACGGGCUGUGCGUCGUGGGUCUGCUGCUGGUGAUGUUUGGCGAUUGCUUGCGUAAGGCGGCCAUGUUGACGGCCGGCUCCAACUUCAACCACAUAGUGCAGAACGAGAAGGCCCAGAGCCACGUGCUGGUCACCAGCGGGGUGUACUCCUAUUUUAGACACCCCUCCUACGUGGGCUGGUUCUACUGGAGCACGGGGACUCAGAUCAUGCUGUGUAACCCUGUGUGCAUACUGGGCUACACGUUAGCCAGCUGGCGCUUCUUCCGGGAGCGCAUCGAGGAGGAGGAACUCUCCCUCAUCCAUUUCUUUGCAGAGGACUAUGUGGAGUACAAGAAGAAGGUUCCUACCGGACUGCCCUUCAUCUCAGGCAUCCGUGUCAACUAGUCCCAGCAGCUGGAUGCAGGACCCAGCAGACUCGAAGCACCGAGGCAGGUCGGACCUGGCGGCCCUCCAGAGGGAAACCCCGCAGCCGGUUUAGAGCCUUUAGCUCACGGACAAAGAUGGCGACGGGCAGCUGGCCUGCUGUUAUCCACCAGCUUCCAGACCACACGACCUCCACGUAGUCCAACAACACCCGCUGCGUCUGUUUGUGUUUGCAUGCUUUCACCGGGCUUCACGUCUCCACGGAUUAUCUGUUGUCUGUUACUUGUCAUCACUAUUAUUAGGCAGUGGCCCCGACUCGGCUAAGGGACACCUGCAAGGCAGAGUGUCGACCGUAUGAGCAUCUAUAACAGGGUAGGCCGUUGUUUCACUAGAAUAUCGUGGCCGUGCGUCUACAUGUGCACACGCAUGGUUUGGGAGGCGGGUGGUCCGUGGAGGGCAGACCUCCACCUCGUAGUCCGUCGCUGCUGAAGUCCCGUCACAAUAGUUCACUUCAAAACCAGAGCAGCUCGACAACUAGUGAAGCAGCAGUUGAACAUACGUUUCCAAAUAUUGUGUAUCUUAAUUAUGUGUACUGUUAAGGUGGGAAAGCCAGUGAGAUAGAAUAGACUAUGUAUCUGCAUCCACACGGUGGUAAAGGGAACAGGGACCUUUUUUAUAAAUCAUUUUAUCCUCAAAAGCACUAUUUAAGAAUAGAGUGAAUAAGUUAAAGGAAAGCGUUUUAUUAGAUGUUCACGAGGAAUCCCCAUCAUCUGAGGCCAGUUACGUCCUGAUGAAUAUACAAUUCUUCAAUAUGCAUUUGACUGUCCGCUGGUUUGUGAACGUUCUGGAUCCAGAAUGUGUUUGAUUUGACUAGAAGACGUCGGGCUCACGUCCCGAUGGGGAAGGAAGGCCGUGUUAACUACUUUUUCUUUGUUUCUUGUUGUUAGUAUAUGAAUUGUUUCUUUUGGGCUUUGUUUUGUGUCCCUGUGCCGAACAGUAUUAAUUACAACCAUUGUUGACGUGUCAUGAUCCCUUUGUGUUAGAAAGCAACCAGUUGAGUGAGAUGCAUAUUGAGCUUGAGGGUCUCGCUCUCUGAAUAUCGUCACACUGAGCUCAUUCUUUUUCUGAGGAGGUUGGUAAAAAAAAUAAAAUAAAGUCAAAGAGUUUAAGGAACAAAGAUGGUCUGUAUGUAAAAUGAUGAAAUCAAGUUGUUUGACCAGCAGUGGGGCAGAAGUGUGGAAUGACAUUUAACAUGAAUCAAUAAAUCAUCCUAUUCAAAGGCCGAGUUCUUGGAUCAACUGGACUUCUAGGACUGUUUAAUCAGAGGAAUAGGAUUCUUCCCACAGACAAAUAAAUGGUUGGAUCUUUAUAACAAA
This is a messenger RNA of Gasterosteus aculeatus aculeatus (three-spined stickleback), 2267 nucleotides long. It is a transcript of the gene icmt, whose product is annotated as isoprenylcysteine carboxyl methyltransferase. Gene Ontology annotation, molecular function: protein C-terminal S-isoprenylcysteine carboxyl O-methyltransferase activity. Lineage: Eukaryota; Metazoa; Chordata; Actinopteri; Perciformes; Gasterosteidae. Gene Ontology annotation, biological process: C-terminal protein methylation. Gene Ontology annotation, cellular component: endoplasmic reticulum; membrane. The record is from RefSeq and is a predicted model, not a curated record.